This is a messenger RNA of Gregarina niphandrodes, 4377 nucleotides long. RefSeq names its product putative transporter ATP-binding cassette domain protein. The transcript has a single exon. Gene Ontology annotation, cellular component: membrane. NCBI's taxonomy places the organism in Eukaryota, Apicomplexa, Conoidasida, Eugregarinorida, Gregarinidae. Gene Ontology annotation, molecular function: ATP hydrolysis activity; ABC-type transporter activity; ATP binding. The coding region runs from base 1 to 4377 and encodes 1458 amino acids. Gene Ontology annotation, biological process: transmembrane transport. The record is from RefSeq and is a predicted model, not a curated record.
AUGCAGGGUCAGAACAGCAUGCGUGAGGGUCAGGGCAGCCUGGCAGAAGCCGGCCAGAAAAGCCUGCGAGAGGGUCAAGGCAGCCUGCCUGAAGCUGGCCAGAAAAGCCUGCGUGAGGGUCAGGGCAGCCUGCGAGAGGGUGAGCAGAACAAUGUGAGUGAGGCGGGGUUUUUACAGGCGGUGAGUUCGGAUCGCCAGAACAGUCUGAAUCAGGAUGCGGUACCGCAUCGGCAGCAGAGUUUGACGAAGCCGGCGAGCACGAUGCAGCGAGUGUCUAGUCUGGCCGGUGAGUUGGUACGUGCUGGUUCUGUUGUGGCACCGGGCCUAACGACGUUGGGAAGUACUGUCCCGGUGAUGGGUGAUGACGUGAAUCGUGCAAUUGAUGCAGUGUACGAAGAAGACACGGCUUUGAUGGCGACUGACCGUGGAGAGACGGAGUUGGCAAAGAGGGAUGCGGCAGUUGGAGAGGCGUCUGUGGGACUUGGUGCAGAGAAGGGUAGCAAAAACCCUUUGCUGGCAUUCAGUUUUGCGGACAAGUGGGACAUACUGAUGUUGGUCGUGGGCACAUUGCUCUACAUCGGGUUGGGCACAUUACAGCCGAUCAUGACGACGUUCUUUGGAUCGGGGAUGACGGACGCGGGUAUGGGCAAGACGGACGGUUUGGUUGAUGCCUGUACCAAAAUGGCUUAUUUGGGUGUGGCUGCUUUCUUCGGAAUGCUGUUUGCCACCAUAUGUUACGAAGUAUCUGCGGAACGACAGGUCGCGAGGAUCAAACGACAGUACAUACAGUCUGCGUUGCGUCUGAACGUGGGGUUUUAUGACACGGUGGACGUGGGCACUUUGGCUAGCGAUGUGGAGACUUCAUGUGUGCAGAUCCGUAACGGUGUGGGCAACAAGACAGGGGAGAUCUUCAAGAACCUCUCGCUCUUUGUCUCGGGCUACGUGGUCGCUCUAAUGCAUCACUGGAAGAUGACUCUGAUCAUGACCUGCGCUGUACCUUUCUUGGCCGGUGCACUUUUUGUCAUGGUCUUGUUUAUCGGCAAGUCCGCUGCACGCUCUAAGGAGACGUAUACUCUUGCCGGCAGCGUGGCCGAGGAGGCGAUACCAGCAACCCGGACUGUGGCAGCUUUCGGACUGGAAGAGAACUUCAUACAGAGGUUUGCAGAGCGUAUCGAUGUCUCUUUGGCCGAGGAGAUCAAGGGGAGCACUGCAAAAGGAGCGGGAAUUGGUGUUGUCUUCCUCAUUAUAUUCAGUACCUUCGGCCUGGGAUGGCUCUACGGCGGGAAGACCAUCAAGGACAAUAUUCUCUCCGAUGGCAUACUCGGUUUGAGCAGCGCCGCUGACGUGGUGACGGCCUUUUUCUGUGUCCUCACAGCCGCCUUCUCACUGGGCUUCUUGGGACCUAGUAUCUCGGCGCUGACGGCGGCCUCCAAGGCGGUAAUUUCUGUCAAGGCGAUCAUCGAGAAAAAAUCUGAAAUCGACCCUUUGAGCGAAGAUGGUCUCAAACCCGGCACCCCUAUCCAAGGCGGAAUCACAUUCAACGAGGUCCGUUUCGCCUACCCCUCGCGGGCGGAGCGCGACAUUUACCAAAGCGUUUCCUUCGACAUCAAGCCGGGUGAGACGGUCGCCCUCGUGGGUCCUAGUGGCUGCGGUAAAAGUACUGUGAUCCAGUUGAUUGAACGCUUCUACGAUGUCACCGGCGGCCAGAUCAAGGUUGACGGCGUGCCCAUCCAGGAGUACAACCUGGCCUGGCUUCGCAAUCACAUGGCGCUCGUCUCGCAGGAACCAAGACUUUUCUGCGACACAAUCCGGAACAACAUCCUCCAGGGCAAGCCAGACGCAACUGAGGAGGAGAUGAUUGCUGCAGCUAAGGCAGCAAAUGCGCAUGACUUCAUCAUGGGACUGGCUAAUAACUAUGACACUGACGUGGGUAUAGGAGGCGGCUUAUUAUCGGGUGGACAGAAGCAGCGUGUGGCGAUUGCACGCGCGAUCUUGCGUGACCCGGCCAUCAUGAUUUUGGAUGAAGCCACCAGUGCGUUGGACAACCAGUCGGAGAAGAUCGUGCAGGAGGCGUUGGAUAAGUUACUGGAGAGCAAGCGGCGUACGACAAUCUUGAUAGCACACAGAUUGACUACCAUUCGCAACGCUAACAAAAUUAUUGUCAUUGACAACGUGCAAGGGAAAGGUUCGGUGGUGAUUGAACAAGGCUCACAUGCCGAGUUGAUGAAGAUACCGAACGGCGUGUACAAGCAGCUAGUGGAUGCUCAGAGCAUGCAGCCGACUGAAGAGCGUACAGAAGCGCCGGUAGAAUUGAAUAUGGGUCCGGCUGUUAUGAGAAAGUUGGCGAAGACUCGGAGCAAGCAGAGUAUGGAGCGGGAAGGCAGCAUUGCGGUGCCAGUCCCGGCUGCGCAGGAAGGCCAACAGCAGCCGGAACAGCAGAAUGCUCCGGUGAAAGAGAAAGGGCCCACAUCCAAGUUGUGGUCGAUGAUGAUUAGGCGCAGCUGGCACACGUUUUUGGUGACGGUAUUUUGUGGCACAUGCAACGGAGGCAUGCAGCCAUUGAACGGACUGCUGGUGUCGGCUUUUCUUACCAGUUUCCUAAGUUGGGAUCCGUUGCUGGAUAGCCGUGGCAAUGCAAACCACUUGUGGAACGACAGUAAGAGGCUGGCGACCGUGUACAUCUGUAUCGGUUUGGGUAUGGCCCUUACGAUGUUCGGCGAGAAUUAUUUUUCGGACAGGAAUGGGGCAAGCACCAUCGCCACGCUUCGCAAACGCACGUUCGAAAACAUCUUGUACCAAGAUAUGGAGUUCUUUGACAACCCUGCGUACAACACGGGUUUCUUGUCCUCUGUGUUAUCUGCCGACUGCGAGAUGGCUAAGACGAUUACGGGCCAGAACUUCAUGGUCACGUAUCGUAUGGUGAUAACUCUGAUUAUUGGGAUCAUCAUCGCGCUCUCGGCGAGCUGGAAAGUAGCGUUGGUGGUGGGUGGUAUGUGGAUGGUGAUCAUCCCGUUGUUCGUCGUGCAGGUACAGUUGACGAAGGGCACGAGCAUCCAGAUCGGGAAGACGGAUGAGGUGGGGUCUCCAGCGUUCGUCUUCAACGAAGUGAUGAUGAACCUCAAGACGGUGGCGGCGUACAACCUGCAGCCGGCAAUGAACAGUUCCUACCACAAGGCUGUCCAGCACUACUUGAACAUCGGCAUCCGGAACGGCUUCAUUACCGGCGGCGGCACCGCCAUAUCCGAGUGUAUGUCUUACUUCGCCUCUGCCGCCGCCUACCGCUAUGGCGCCUAUCUAUUAGGCACCGGGGAGCUCUCCUUCAGCAUGAUGAGUCGCGCUGUCAUGUCUAUCAUGUUUGCGGGCAACGGAGCUGGGCGUUCCGCUGGCUUCAGUUCGGACGCAAAACGCGCCCGGAUCGCCGUCCAGAAUGUUUUCACGGUUCUUGAGAGGCAGCCGAAGAUGGACGUUCGAUCUGACUACGGCGUUACUCCUGAUUUUAAGAAGGACGUGGCUGUCGAACACGUCAAGUUCCGCUACCCCGGACGACCGACUGUGCCUGUGCUGAACGACGUUCACUUUACCAUACCCGCAGGCAAAACUGUCGCUAUGGUCGGGGAGUCUGGUAGUGGUAAGAGCACCAUUAUACAGUUCCUCGAACGCUUUUAUGACAUCGGCGCCAGCGACUACUUUGCGGAAAUCGUUGAACUACACAACGAAGAACAAAAAAUCGCUGCUAGAGAAAAGGGUACCACACCCGUGCUACUCGAGGAAGCCGACCAAAUGUACAAAGGCCGGCUCCUAGUCGGGUCGGCCGACAUCCAGGAAGUAAACUUAAAACAACUACGAUCCCAAAUUGGACUCGUCCAACAGGAACCUAUUCUAUUUGAUCUAAGUGUCGCCGACAAUAUUCGCUACGGCAAGCUGGACGCGACCCAGCAAGAAAUCGAGACUGCUGCACGGGCGGCCAACGCUCACGAAUUCAUUACCCGGCUGCCUGAAGGGUAUGACACCGGUGUCGGUAAGGGCGGGAAGCUGCUCUCUGGAGGUCAAAAACAGAGAGUCGCCAUCGCUCGAGCACUUGUGCGAAAUCCUAACGUUCUCUUGCUCGAUGAGGCAACCAGUGCUCUCGAUCCCGAGAGUGAAGUCAUUGUGCAAAAGGCGCUGGACGAGCUCCUGAAAACCUCCACCAGAACCACCCUCGUGAUUGCGCAUCGUCUCUCCACCAUCCGGAACGCCGAUCUCAUCGUCGUCUUCAAACCGGAGGCCGGAGCGGGCAGCAAGAUCGUCGAACAAGGCACUCACGAUGAACUGAUGCGCAUACCCAACGGGGUCUAUGCCAAUUUGGUGAACAUCGCCGCUCAGGCCGGCAAGGGCUAA